Messenger RNA from Zerene cesonia (dogface butterfly), 1395 nucleotides. Its product is annotated as spermine oxidase-like. The coding region runs from base 16 to 1395 and encodes 459 amino acids. The transcript is spliced from 2 exons. The record is from RefSeq and is a predicted model, not a curated record. NCBI's taxonomy places the organism in Eukaryota, Metazoa, Arthropoda, Insecta, Lepidoptera, Pieridae. Gene Ontology annotation, molecular function: polyamine oxidase activity.
AUUGUAGGAGCUGGAAUGGCCGGCCUAUCUGCUGCUCAUCGCCUAACUCAAUGUGGAAUAAGAAAUUUUGUGGUUUUGGAAGCGAAAGAAAGACCCGGUGGAAGAAUUCAUUCCUGUUGGCUUGGAGAUGCAGUUAUUGAAAUGGGCGCGGAGUGGAUAUUUGGGGCAUGCCUACCGAACUCUGUUUACACUUUAGCAUCCCAAGAUAGGCUUCUUCAAACGCCAUUGCCUAGGUUAGACCCUUCGAGAGGAUUAUUCUGUACAAGUGAGGGACGAGCUGUUGAUUUACCGGUCACUAUUACUGCAUAUCAUACGUUUCGGCAAAUCGAACAACAAGCAGCUAACUUGUUUCGUCUAGGUGGUGAAAGACCACAUGGAACAUUACUCAACUUUCUUGGUUUACGAAUACAGCAAGAAUUGCAUAAUUUUCCCGAAGAUCAAAGAUAUGACGCCGCAAGAGUAAUGUUUGGGUUAACAAAUAUUCUUAGAAAUCGCUGUGGCGAUGAUUUGUCAUUAAUCAGUGCCGAUCAAUAUGGAAGUUACAUUGAGCUACCGGGUGGAAGCGUACGUGUUCCGUUAGGAUACGUUGGUGUAUUAGCUCCUUUAAUUAGAGGUCUACCUGACAAUUGCAUACGCUACAAUAAACCAGUAAAUGUAAUUCGAUGGGGCAAAGGUCAAGCAGGUGAUGGUCGGACAUUAGUUAAAUGUUGCGAUGGCGAAGAAAUAACAGCUGAUUAUGUGAUUGUAACUAUGUCUUUGGGAUGUCUUAAAUGUCAGGCUGAUAAAUUAUUCGCGCCACCACUUCCAACGUGCAAGUUGCAAGCUAUCUGUAGUUUAGGAUUUGGUUUAAGUGACAAGGUAUUCCUUGAAUACGCGGAACCUUUUUGGGUCUGUCACGAAGGUAAUCUCAAAAUGGCCUGGUCGGCUGAAGAACUUCAAUGUCGAUGUGAUUGGAGCCGGGGUGUGUGCGCAGUAGACGAAAUGCCUGGAAGUAAGCACGUUUUAUGUGCUUGGAUAUCUGGACAGGAAGCUGCUAUGAUGGAAUCGAUGGCAGAUAACGAUGUUGCUGAAGGUCUAACACAGUUGUUACGUAAGUUUACGGGAAAUCCCUGUCUGCCAUAUCCCCAAAUGAUGUUAAGGUCACGGUGGGCGUCUGAUGCACAUUUUUGUGGUUCUUAUUCUUAUAUGGGUUGUUGUUCUACUGUUAGCCACCAAUGCGAGUUAGGAACUCCUGUGCCAGGACCAUGCGAUUCUCAACCUCCAAUUAUACUAUUUGCUGGAGAAGCUACUGUACCGGGAUACUUUGCCACCGUGCACGGUGCAAGACUGAGUGGUAUUCGAGAAGCUGAAAGGAUUGUUCUAUUAACAAAAAAAUUUGAAGGCCCUCCUCGCUAA